Messenger RNA from Rhagoletis zephyria (snowberry fruit fly), 1229 nucleotides. Its product is annotated as WD repeat-containing protein 61. Gene Ontology annotation, molecular function: protein binding. Lineage: Eukaryota; Metazoa; Arthropoda; Insecta; Diptera; Tephritidae. Gene Ontology annotation, cellular component: Cdc73/Paf1 complex. The record is from RefSeq and is a predicted model, not a curated record.
GUGAUUAUCCCGGCUGAGUGAGAAGUUUGCAUUUUUAUGAAAUUAUAAACAUAACUAGAACGUCAUCAAAAUAAUAGUUAUGUUCUCAUUACUACACAAAGAGGAAUCAGCGCACGAUGAUGGAAUCUGGUCUUGUUCUUGGGGACGACUGCCACCGGAGGAAGCACCUGCAGACAAUGCAACCGAAGAUGAAAAAGACCCAGAUGCGAGUCGGGACUCUACAUUUGGAAAGAAAAAGCCGGAGCCAGUUGAUUAUAUUGUGACCGGGGGGUUAGAUGAUUUGGUGAAAGUAUGGGAUAUCCGUGACGAAGAUCAACUGAAGUUACGUCACACGCUGAAAGGCCACUCUCUAGGCGUAGUUUCCGUGGCAGUUAGCCCCGAUGGCAAGACUAUCGCUAGCAGUUCUUUGGAUUCAAGCCUGUGCUUUUGGGACUCGCAAAGUGGUCAACAAAAGCAUCUGCUCUCCUUUGGACCCGUAGAUUUGUGGACAGUCGCGUUUUCCCCGUGUAAUAAAUAUGUGAUUUCCGGUUCGAAUGAUGGAAAAAUCUCCAUGUAUAGCGUAGAAACGGGGAAAGCUGAACAGGUGCUAGAUCCACAGAACGGCAAAUUUACAUUGAGCAUAGCAUACAGUCCAGAUGGAAAGUACAUAGCGAGUGGAGCUAUAGAUGGCAUUAUUACCAUUUUCGAUGUGGCAGCAGGCAAAGUCGCACAAACUCUCGAAGGUCAUGCUAUGUCGGUAAGAAGCUUAUGCUUUUCUCCAAAUUCUCAAAUGCUGCUAACCGCUUCUGACGAUGGACACAUGAAACUUUACGAUGUUGCUCACUCGGAUGUCGCUGGUACACUCUCCGGUCACGCCUCAUGGGUGCUGUGUGUUUCUUUUUCUGAAGAUGGCAAGCACUUUGCGUCAUCAUCUAGUGACACAACCGUAAAAAUUUGGGAUUUCGCCGAACGAAAAUGUAUGCAUACAUUCUCUGAACAUGGUGAUCAGGCUUGGGGCGUAAAGUACAGUUUGUCAAAUGAUAAACUUAUAUCAGUAUCUGAAGACAAAUCCCUGAAUUUGUAUAACAUUCCGCCCAAUGUGGUGGUCUAACUGCAUUCGAUAAAAAUGAGGUCUUCUACAUAUAUGUUUUGUUCGUAAAGACGUAUAUUUCUACUUAACCGUAAUCGACUAAAAGAUAGUGCUCGACGUUCACACAAUAAAGACAAGUUCAUACCCUCAUUACUCUUCA